Molecule: messenger RNA, 1215 nt
Organism: Microsporum canis CBS 113480
Lineage: Eukaryota; Fungi; Ascomycota; Eurotiomycetes; Onygenales; Arthrodermataceae
Product: protein kinase domain-containing protein
Exons: 2
Coding region: 1-1215 (404 amino acids)
Biological process (GO): protein phosphorylation; intracellular signal transduction
Molecular function (GO): ATP binding; protein serine/threonine kinase activity
Source: RefSeq, a predicted model, not a curated record
AUGGGCUUCCACUCCUAUGAUACUCUGAACAAACAUCACUGUGUUGGCGUUGGCGGAUACGCGUACGUCUACCACGUCAGUCCAACCAUUGUGGUGAAAACCGUCCGCCCCGACCGAGACCAUGAAGAGGAGAAGGUGAUGGGGCAUCCUUUGCAAAAGGAUAUCGCCUUUUACAAAUGCCUUAACGAGCGCCAGGACAGAUGCCCGCAUAUCGUGGAAUGUUUUCUUAUAUUUCCAGAGCAUCUUUUCCUAUCAUUCUGCGCAAACAAGGCAAUCAUCUAUCGCUUCCAUGAAUAUCAGGAGAGAGAAAAUGACCAUUUCUUCGGGCGUCUUAUCCGUGUGAAAGAUUAUGAGGACCCUACUCUCAUCGCUCGAUGGAUACAACAACUCACAUCUGCGCUUGAAUAUGUGGAGAGGAUGGGCUUCUGCCAUAAUGAUCUGAAUACAUCGAAUUGCCUCCUGGAUGAGAGACUUAAUCUAAAACUAUCUGAUUUCGGUCGUGCCACCACUAUUGGGCAGUUGCUAGAAUAUACCCGUGCUCCAUGGGCCGUACAGUUGGCCGCCGGGCCGUUAGAGGGUACCUACGGUCUCUGCUCUGCUAGGACUGAGCAGUUUGCCGUUGGGUCUCUCCUCUAUUAUAUGGUAUAUGGCCAUAAACCCUACGAAGAUAUAAACCUGGAUUGGCCGGAAUUAGAACGCCGAUUCGAGGAAAUGAGGUUCCCAGAGCUAAACCGCCAUGAGAUCUUCGAUAGUCUUAUAUUUGGUUGCUGGUAUAAUGUCUAUCCUACUAUGGCUCUAGUAGCAUAUGAUUUUAAGCGCAAAACAAAAGAUAUUGCAUUAAUCGCAGAAUAUACGACCAUUGACCGCACAAAGGAGACGAAGACUUGCGAAGCACUGCUGUGGGUUUGGAAGUUGCACGAAGGAAUUAUCCAUUCGCAUCUCAAACGGCUCCUAUAUGCAGGUCGAACCCAAUGUCGGGAACUUUGGUCUCCAAAUAUUGCGCCAACAUCCAUUAUGAACGGGGCAUGUAGAGAGCUUUGCAAUAUUCCCAUUACCCAGGAUAUCAAUCAGCCUUUUUUCAGUCAAUUGUCGCAAGCACCCGUAGUGGAUAGUGAUGUUACCCCAGUGUCGGUUCUCAUGAGUAGACAGUCAUUCUAUCGCAUGGUAAACAAAAUCUCGUCACUAGUCAGAGAUAACUUAGUACCUAUAGAGUAG